Molecule: messenger RNA, 6061 nt
Organism: Rattus norvegicus (Norway rat)
Lineage: Eukaryota; Metazoa; Chordata; Mammalia; Rodentia; Muridae
Source: RefSeq, a predicted model, not a curated record
UUUGGAACUCUGCAAUUGUUUUGUGAGAAAGAUUGAUUAUGAACAACCUACUCCAUGUUAUUUAAGGAAUAAUACAUACAUGCUUGACUUCCAAAGCAUGCAUGACAAGGAUUCAUUUCAUAAGUCAUGGUAAAAUGUUCAGUUCGUCACUAUUUUUAGAGCAGCAGUUCUCAACCUGUGUGUCUCGACCUCCUUGAAGGAAUAUUGAAAGACCCUUUCACAGGGGCCACAUAUCAGAUAUUUAUAUUACAAUUCAUAACAGUAGCAAAAUGUCUGUGUCACUUUGGUGAUGUUCACAUUGUUAAGGCAAGAUGACUAGGGCUGACUUCUGUAUGUCUUUUUACUUCAGAAACUCGAAGUACUGAGAGAUUCUUGGGGAAAUUCUGUGGCUGAAGUGCUAGCACAUCUGAGUCACCUUGGAAAUAAAAGUUGUGACUGUGCAUGUAAGUAUUGAGCCUUUCACUGCUCUGAAGGACGACAAGUUUGUCAAGUCCUUGCAUGUUUCUAAAGAUAAGAAAUAGUGCCAGGAGCCAUGCUUUGACUGUUCUUUCUGGUUCUCUCUUGAAGGUAGUCAGGGGUGGGAUAGGAGGAUGCAUCAUCUGGGGUGAGAUAUAUAGGGUUAGUAAUAAAACAUUUACCUGUCUAAGUCACUUUGUAGUGGUAGCUGACUUGCUUGUCUGAGAUCCUCUGAGGCCAGAAACUGCAGUCUCUGGUGUUUAGCACCUCAUAGUAAAACAGCAGGAGUUAAGUAAAAUAGCCUUUGUUCUGUCUCUGCAGGAACUACCUGGCUUUAACUCCCAGCCUGCCAGUUGAAGUCACAGGAAAAAAGAGAGACACUUUAAAAGAUGAUUUAGCUUUUAUUUCAAUUUCUCUCUAAAAAGUUUCCUAUGAAAGUUCUCUAAGAAAAGGGGUUUUCUCUCUGUUCUCAGCAGUUAUACAUCUUUCAGAAUACAUGAUCGCAUGGUGAAAAGUUCAUCACACGUUUAUACAUAAAGUCAAAUCACAAAUUGAAAAGAAGUUUACAACAAAAUAGUAAGAAUCUACUCAGAACAAAGAAAAAUCCAUAGGGAUCUUUGCUGUUCAGUUCCUGACAACAGGUAGAUUAACAAGCAGAAGAUUGCCAAUGCAUUCUGUGCCACACCCCCAUACAUACUAAGACCAGGCUGGAUGAGAGAGCAACUAAACUCCAAUUAAACAUCACAGACCCAUUUUUUUUCUUUUUUCUUUUUUCCAGAGCUGGGGACCGAACCCAGGGCCUUGUGCUUGCUAGGCAAGCGCUCUACCACUGAACUAAAUCCCCAACCCCCACAGACCCAUUUUUGUGUGGCUGGAAAGAAGCACAAGGUUAGGAUAGAACUGACAGAACACACAGACAAUAUUCUACGUGAACACCCCUCAUUCAACUGCCUUUCUAGAACACCCCCCAACCCCACCUCUGCCAAAUACAAAAUGUAAGGGUAAGGGUAUCAGAGGCCAGAGGAUAAAACAGACCCAAGGGUUUGGAUUUCAUAUUUCAAAAACAGCUUUUCAAGACCCCAGAUAUACAGCAGGCAGAGUAGGAAAGGCCUGCCUGGAUGCUGGACCACACUUCUAUGAGCUAGCCAGUGGCACCAGGGUAGCAAAGCACAUAUAUUCCAUGGUGGGAAAUAUACCCGCAUCCCCUUCCCAUUGAGACUGGCAUUACCCAGUUGGUGCAUACUCUGUGGGGAUUGGUGGGAUGGGCUGUGUGAGCUCAUAUGAGCUCAUGUGGAAUCUAUCUACCUAGUUCAGGUUUUGGCUGCCCAGCUAGCUCUGUUACUGGACUAAAUCUAUAAGGGGGCUCACCAGAGGGAAAAAGCCUCAGAGCCCUUGCUUCCUGGCCUUGAUCAGGAGAUAGAGCUGCAGGGGGCACCACAGCUUUCUGAUGCCCUUCUUGGGAGACCCCUGAGCGCUCUGCAGUACUGAAGUCUAUUCUCCGGAGAGAGAGGGAUUGGCCUGCAUUCAGGAUAAUGUCACCUGGGGACAGCCAAAGGCAGGGGGAAACUGGACACUGACUCAUAAACCUCAGACUCAGAGCACUGGGAAGGGGUCCCCUGCGCUGGGAGAGCGGAGAGCGGGGUGUGUGUUGGGGAUGUGCAGCAGCAGGUGACGUCACCCAAGGCCCCAGGUUGCCCAAGGCCUAGGCAACAGACUUGUCGUGUGAUCCUCAUGCGCCAAUGGACCAGCUGUCUCCCAGGCGACGCGAAGGGUCUGUGCUCCAGCGCCACAGCACCCCCGCCCCAAGUCCGCACUGCAGAGAGCUGUGGCGAGCGGCGCCGGCGCAUUGGACGACGUGCUGGGACCAGAGGGCCAGAAAGAGCAAAGGAGCUGGCGAGAGACCCUGGAAAAGAAUGAUGUUCGACCCCGCCUCCUCUCUGAGCAGUCUGGGAACCUCGCUGCGGGACUGAAUGAAGAAGCAGCUUGCCUUAGGAAGAGACUCUAGAGACCCGGAGGGGCUACAGGUCUCCUGGAAUUUGCCCCAGAUUUAUAUGCAUCCUGCUUACCCCCCACAUUAGAAUCUCUUGAAGUUGGGGCCAUGCCGUUGAACCUGUUGCAGGACUGGUGUAGGGGGGAGCAUCUGAACAUCCAGAGGUCUAUGCUGAUCCUGGGGAUUCCGGAAGACUGUACUGAGGAUGAGUUCGAGGAGACUCUGCACGAAGCUCUCAAGCAUCUGGGAAGAUACAGGAUCAUCGGCAGGAUGUUUAGGAGGGAGGAAAAUGCCCAGGCUUUUCUGGUGGAACUCGCACGUGAUUUUGACUAUGCUUUAGUGCCCAGGGAAAUAGAAGGAAAGGGUGGGCCCUGGGAAGUGGUUGUGAAACCCCCUAAUUCAGAUGAUGAAUUUCUUAAUAGACUGAAUCACUUCUUAGAAGAGGAGAGGCGCACAGUGUCAGACAUGAACAGGGUCCUUGGGACACACUCUAAUUAUUCACCUACCAAAACGGCUAUAUCAGCAGAUUUCUGGGCCUGGGCUCAGACUCUAGGUGCAGUGAUGCAGCCUCUGUUAGAACAAAUGUUGUACCGAGAACUAAGGGUCUUUUCUGGCAACACCAUAUCAAUCCCAGGGUUAUUGGCCUUUGAUUCCUGGCUUGAGCACACCACUGAGAUGUUACAGAUGUGGCAGGUACCUGAGGUGGAAAAGAGGCGGAGGCUGAUGGAAUGCUUGAGAGGCCCUGCUCUACAAGUAGUCAAUGUGCUCCGUGCCAAUAAUGCUGCCAUUACAGUGAAGGAGUGUCUGGAGGCCCUGAGGCAGGUAUUUGGGUCUGUGGAAAACCGAAAAAUUGCCCAGCUGAAAUUUUGCAAGGCUUAUCAGGAACCAGGAGAGAAAGUUUCUAGCUUUGUGGUGCGUUUGGAGACCCUGCUCCAAAAAGCCCUCGAGAAAAAUGCAAUAUCUCGAAAGAAUGUGAAUCAGACCCGACUGAAACGAAUCUUAGGUGGGGCCAUCCUUUCUGCAAAACUUCGAGAAAAACUUAAGAUGCUGAAGCAGCGUAGAAGGCCACCUGGUUUCCUGGCCCUAGUGAAGCUUUUCCGUGAGGAAGAGGAAGAGUGGGAGGCCACUAGGGGUCCAGAGAGGAGUUGCUCUGAGGGGUUCGAGUUAGGCCCAAGUUCUGCUAACAUAGGCGGCAGGGAGAGGGCACUGUUUGUUCCAGACUUUGGCAGUGUUCUUGAGGCAAGGCCUUACCAGGGUUCCCGCCGCCGCCGGAGGAGGAGAGGCCAGCACCGAAGAGGAGGUGUGCCCAGGGAUGGUUCUCAAGGCACAAGAAAGCAGAAUUAUGACACAUUCUGCUAUAGUUGUGGGGAAGAUGGCCAUAUCAGAGUAAACUGUUUUAACCCUUCCAAUCGGACCUUGGUAAAGCAGAAGAGACAGGCUGCAAUGGAGAAGGGAAACAGGAGCUGGGCUUGGGAGAAGAGCCAUCCCAAGCCCAAGACCAAGUAGGCUCCAGGGAACAGGAUAACCUUUGUUCCCAUAAGCCAAGGAGAAAAAAGAGAUAUUUGAAGGAGGGAAAAGAACAGGUCAGAGAAAUCACAGGGGACCUUAGAAAGACACAGGGGCAAUGUAACCAAGCAGAAGUCAAGUCCCCUAAGCCAGUACCAGCUGGAGAAAACCCUAACAAGAAAAAGUACAUUGCAUUCAACUCAAUAAUGACCAGACACAAGUCCUCUAAGAUGAACCAGAGAAGGAAACCUCAAGGAACUGAUACAGAUGUGUGGGGCCACAAGAACUCAGAUGGGAACAUCCGCAAAGCAAAGGCAGAAGACAGUAAGGCCUUGAAUCAAAGAAAUCUAGCAACCUCAAGUCCAUUUGGGCCGUACAGGAGCCCGCCACGGGGUUGUCUUGGGCAGAGGACACCAGUGCCUGGGAGCAAGUACAGCUAGGGAGGGAGGGAGUACCCAGGAGAGAAGGCCGCAGGAUCCAGCCUGUCUUCAGGAUCAUCUACACUGCUCUAGGGGAGCCCCAUGAGGGCAGCACCCUUGAGUCCUUCCGUGAGUGAACUCCCCCCACCCCCGUGAAACCCCCAAUCUCCAGACCCACCAAAGGAUGGGGGGAUGGGGGUUAGGCAGUGCCAACGCAGGGCAGUUUCCCUCUUGGCACCUGACAGGACACCAGUGCCUGAGAAGAGCCCCAGGCUGGGGCACAUGGCACCAUAGGGUUAAUGCCCUCAGCUGGCCUGAGAGCCUGGGAGUGUGCAGGGCAGAUUUUGUGCGAACAAACAGGAGAUGGAAGAACAUCAGGAGGAGGACUCUGUGUGUGUCGGGGUUGGGCUUGGGGGGGGGGGCGUAGUUUGUUCUUCUCCCUUUUGUCCAGGGCUGCUGGAGAAUUCCAGAGAGCAAGCAGGGAGAGCCAGUGAAUUCAACUCUGCCAAGGCUGGCCCCAAACCCUGCCGAGCUGAGGGGUGGUCUGGCGGCAUUACCAGAGCGCCAUCCUCCAUCUGCCAUCCAUACCAAACGCGUGGACGUUCCAGAAGAGGCCAUCUCGAGGGUUCUGCCUACUGCCUGGCUCUCCCAAUACGGACGCCCCUUCCCCUUCCCAUUACUGUCCAGAGGCUGUACCCCCUGCUCUGGAACCCCGCCUUCUUACCUGCUAAGCUCAUAGUGACCCAGUUGCCCAGUGAGUCCCUUCCCCCACUGUGUGCUUACCCACCAUUGGCUGCUCCUGUACAAAGCCGUGAGUGAGGUGUGUGUGUUAAGGAGGGCAAGUAGAGGCCCUUACUACCUACCUGGUCAGCCACCUCUACAUCCUGGCCACUUCUUGUGAGCUUCUGCACCAACCUAGGCUAUGUUAGCUGCUUUCCUACCCACCCGGUGUUGUGAAUUCCUGCUCAACUUUCCUGGUAUCCAUCCAGGCCAGCCUUGUUCUCCUGCAGAGGGGUGUGUGUGUGUGUGUGUGUGUGUGUGUGUGUGUGUGUGUGUGUGUGUGUGUGUUCUAACCUGCUUGGGUAGAGGGUGUGUGUGUGUGUGUGUGUGUGUGUGUGUGUGUGUGUGUUCUAACCUGCUUGGUAGAGGGUGUGUGUGUGUGUGUGUGUGUGUGUGUGUGUGUGUGUGUGUUCUAACCUGCUUGGGUGCUCCCCAGAGUUCUCCCACCCAGUCCUGGCAGCCGGCAGGAACCAUGGAUGUUGCCAAGGGACUGGCUGAUCUUAUGAUGUCCUGAACUGGGUAUGGGUGGGGCCUGGGGACUGUACUGCUGUUCUGCACCUGUUGUUCCUUGUGACUAUCAUUUGUUGGGUUGGUGGGGUAUCCCUUGCUGUGCCUUGCAGUGUCUUGUGACUAUCUUGUGUAAGAAUAGUGCAGGGCCACCCUACAGUGGUAAUCCCUUGUGAGAGUCCCUAAGAGUGAGGAAAUUGUCAGAGGUGCCUCUUGGGCCCUUAGGAAGGGAGAAAUAGCAGAGGGAUCCCAGUGUGGUGGGCAGACAAUGCCCUUCUGAGAAGCUCCAGGAGGGUGGCCCAGAACCUGUUGCUUCUAGUGGCUGUGGAGAGUUCUGUGUUGCCACCCCUUUCUCUUCAAUAGUUUCAGCAAAAGUUUCUGUUCAAUAAACUUCAUAAAUGUU